AUGUACAUUCCGAAACAUUUUGAGUCCACAGAACUCUCAAAACAGGUUGAAAUUAUUAAAAAAAACCCGCUAGGAACACUAUUCUCCUCUGAGGCUGGCAGGCUAGGUUUCUUCAGAUGGAACUACCCUUCCAAUGAAGAUGAUCCUGAUUUUGAUAUGUGCGCAUCACAUAUUCCAUUUGUAUUCGGGGAGUUUGAUAGUGGAGAAUAUAAACUUAUUGCACAUUUAGCACGGAAAAAUCAACAAGUGGAAAUGCUGGAAAGAGUUCAGAAAUGCUUAGUGGUAUUUCAGAGCGUCGAUUCAUACAUUUCUCCGGCGUGGUACCCAAUGAAGAAAAAGACUCAUAAAUUCGUGCCAACAUGGGAUUUUGCCGCUGUGCACGUUUACGGUAAACCAAAGAUUAUCCGCGAUGAUAAAGACUGGCUCAUUAAUAUGUUAUCAACUUUGACUGACCAAGAAGAAGAGAAAAGACCUGAGGGGGAAAUAUACGAGGAAAAGUGGAGCGUUUCUGAUGCCCCAGAUUCCUACAUCGAUGCUAUGCUUAAAAACAUUGUCGGGCUUGAAAUUGAUAUUACUCAUAUUCAAUCGAAAUUUAAAUUCGAUCAAAAUAAAUCACAGGUUAAUGUUGAAGGCGUUGUUGAAAAUUUACUCAAAGAAGUUGGUGGAGAAAAAGGCCAAGAAAUGGCUCACCUUGUAAAAGAUAACUAUCCAGGUAGCUUAUAA
Molecule: messenger RNA, 723 nt
Organism: Saccharomyces paradoxus
Lineage: Eukaryota; Fungi; Ascomycota; Saccharomycetes; Saccharomycetales; Saccharomycetaceae
Exons: 1
Coding region: 1-723 (240 amino acids)
Source: RefSeq, a predicted model, not a curated record